AUGCAUUUGCCCAUAUUCCAUGUUUCAUGGCUAGCAGGUAUCGGCGGCCUCGCAGUAGCAUAUGUACUCAGCAAAGGAGGACAACGGGUCAGAGUUUUGGAGAAGAAUAACUUGAACGUCCCAAGCGGUGGGCAUCGCAUGACUCCAAAUUCUAGCAAAAUUCUACGACAGUGGAUCGGCGAGGAGGAGCUCAUGAAAUCAGCCGUGCGCUGCGUUCGCUGCAAGACAUUCGAUCUGCGAACUGGAGAGGUCGUGGGCUAUAUCGAAUGGAAACCCGCCGUCAUGGCAGAGACUGGUGGCGACCUCCUUCUUAUUCAUCACAACGACCUUGUCAGAAUACUGCACAGACUUGCAACGGAUGCAGGUGCCAUUGUCGACUUCAACGCCGAAGUGACCUCCGUACGGCAGGGGACGGAAGAGGACCCUAAGCCGAUAGUGACUCUUGCAACUGGAGAGGUCAUUACAGCAGACGUCUUGGUGGGUGCGGACGGAGGCAAAAGCCUAGUGCGAAAAGUGGUUUUCAAGGAGGAGGACUGCGCGGAAUUUGUCAGAAUGACCCUGUAUACAGGGACCAUUGAUGCUGAAGAUAUGGUGACGGAUCCGGAUCUCGCGCCGUACAUAUUGUCCGAUGAGUGGGCAGUAGGCAUGUCACCCGUCCCUACUAACUUUGUACACGCCCCACUCGUGCAGGCGGCGAGAACCCAAUAUGCGAUCCAUCUUUCUUGUUGGGAAACUUCAGAUGGGCUUCCUCAGGGCGGAGAAGAGAGUUGGGAGGAACUUUGUUCUAUCGACAGUAUCAGCACUGACACUUACGGUCCAGCAUUCCAGAAGAUGGCCAAACUGACCACCAACCUGAUUCGUACGCAAUGGAAGAAUCAUGAGAACACAGAGGAAUGGGUGGACUCUACUGGCCGAAUGGUUCUGCUCGGCGACGCAGCGCACCCGUCUCAUCCUGGAGGGAUACACUCGACAAGCAUGGCCAUCGAGGACGCCGUUGUGCUCGGCUCACUUUUCUCUCAUCUGAGCAUGAUCGAUCAGGUCCCUUCUUUCCUCAGCGCCUACCAGGAGCUCCGCCAGCGGCGGUGCGAGCUUCUCAUGGCCGCGGGUAUCAGUAAUGCGCGGACGGUGGCACUUCCUGACGGCCCCUUGGCGGAGAAGCGGAACGCAGACAUGCGCGCAAGAAACGUCGAUUGGGACGAGGGCACGCUCAAGGCCCAGUUCGAGGAAAUUGCCGAAAUAUUCGCGUAUGACGCCGGUGAUGCGGCGGAGGAGUGGUGGGUGAACUGGGGUCGGUUCAGCGCUGCAGCGCGCGAGCAGCCAAGAACGAUGAACAUCUUCUGGGAUCACCAAGUGUCAAGCAUGACGCAGCGAGCUGGUGUUUAA
This is a messenger RNA of Dichomitus squalens LYAD-421 SS1, 1383 nucleotides long. RefSeq names its product FAD/NAD(P)-binding domain-containing protein. Gene Ontology annotation, molecular function: monooxygenase activity; FAD binding. NCBI's taxonomy places the organism in Eukaryota, Fungi, Basidiomycota, Agaricomycetes, Polyporales, Polyporaceae. The transcript has 7 exons. Bases 1 to 1383 code for a protein of 460 amino acids. The record is from RefSeq and is a predicted model, not a curated record.